Molecule: messenger RNA, 2529 nt
Organism: Amoebophrya sp. A25
Lineage: Eukaryota; Dinophyceae; Syndiniales; Amoebophryaceae
Source: the annotation of a GenBank genome assembly
AUGUUAAAAAUAAGAGGAGUGUACUUAUACUGUCUAUGUUUAAAGACGAAAAAUAACGGGUUAGUUUUCCCUCAUUUUCUUUUUCAUCCUAGGUUAGUCCUUCCAAUCAAUGUCUAUGUGAUAUUAAGAGGAGGUUCGAAGUGGAAGAAGGAAAUGGGAACUGAAACUCGUCGAUACUCGCUUCGCGAUGGUCUGCAUGUUUCAGAUGAAAUAGAAGACCCUUUUUUUUUCUACGAGGUAGACGGGGAAGAUGAACAGAGAGGGGGAGAACUGAUCGUGAGGAUCACUCACAUACGAGAUUCGGUUUCUCAUCUGUGUAUCUGAAGGUUGACCAAGGGAGGAUCCCGAAAAGAAGAAAGAAAAAUCAGUACCAUUCGGUCUACUCUCUGAGUAGAUGAGCUCGAUGCGUCACUUUGACGAAUCAAUACAGUCUAAGUAAUGACAAGUGCUGCUGUGGCAUCGCUCUACCACGCGCUCAUGAAAAUUGACGACAGAGUUGUAGAUAUUUUUGCGAUCAUUUGUUCUCAUGGUAACUGUAAUUCGCGAGCUGGUAUAUAGCCAUCUUUGCUUGUCGAUAUGUUACUGGACGGCGAGAAGUAUUCAGAGAUGUUUUUUAUACAUGAAGUUUCAGUCCAAGUAGAAAUUAACUGGACAUCGACCGCCGAGGAAAGCAACUUUGUUUAUGAGCGCGCACAUGGAUUAUUUUUAUUAUAUAUAGAUUUAGAUAUAUAGGGACUCGUAGAAAUUUUAUGACCUAACCAAUCACUAAGUCGGAAUAUCGUAUAGUACGCAUCUGAAAAAACGCAAAAUUUAGAUUUACGUUUUUCGCAGAUAACAUCACAGGUAGAAAGCCUACCGGCUGCGCGGGUCGCACACGGCCCAGCGGUUCGCAUAGGAGCAAAUAAGUACAAAAGUGGCAAAAUUGAACCCGUAGUAGAAUGGUCACACCACCUAUAUAGAAAUCAGUCUAGAGGAGCAUGAAAAGCUAUGUAUUAAGUAGGUCUUGCCUCCAUGCAAGAAAUGUAAGUAGUUCUUGCAUCCACGCUUUGCCCAACCCCUGGGCUGCUGCUUUGUCUAACAAAGUCAAUGUACAAAAUAGAGAAGGUAAAGACAACGGAUCUGCAUUGUUCGGUGCCUCUCUGAACGCAGCUACUUGAGCCAUUUAGCAAUUUGUACUUAUUUGUGAAAAUCCCGUCGAUUGAGAAUUAUCAAGAAGUAGAGGCUGCUGUGUAGGUCUUUCGGAGCUGCUCCUGUCUUAAUUCAGAUGUUCCUCGGGUUGCAAAGGCGCGUCAGCACAUAGCUGCGCCGCGGAAAAAAAUAUGAGCGAUCUUUCUUAAACAGGAAAACAAGAUGAAGCUCCAGUGUCACUUUUUCACACAGAGAAAUCGUUGCGAAAAGAUUGAGAACGAAUAUAUGAGUCGGUUACCACCUUAGAAAAGCAACGACAUAGUAGCCGGAUUGGAGUACAACUACUGCUACAUGAUAAUUAUUUUUACUUAAGAGACAUCAGUCCUCAAUGCCUUUUUAGUAUCCAAAAAAUGACAUUGUUUGCAAUCACAUCAUAUUUUUUGCGAAGGUGCUCCCGUGUGAAGUAUUUCAAGCACGACUUCGCUCGAUUUUCAUGUCAUACUACCAAGCUCAAGUCCUCAUUUUGUCAAAAUGUGGGCGUCAUUAAGCAAGCGGAAACAGGUGCAUCUUCAUUAUAUAUAAAGAGCCUAUUAUGUCGAUGGUACAGGGUAGCUGGACGAGCUCUCAACCAUCAAAAAUUGAAUGCUUCGGGCGUGUAGAUAUUAGGACAAAAAAAAGGAUGGACGCAGAGGUAGCAUGACAUGACAUCCAUCAUUUAGUCAGCUGUUGGGCGAUCAAAUUGCUGGCGUAAAGGAUAAGGUAAGAGUAGUAUAUUUUCAACGCAGUCGACGACGACCACGCUCCUGUCUAUGGAUGAGCUUUACUAAUUAAAUCCGCGUUGUACAGCUCUGUCAACUUGAGCAUCGCACACAUGGGGCGGAGGGCAUUCCCAUACUGCUGCCGUUCCAAAUCAAAAACAGGAAAGACGUUAUAAUAGGUUAGUUGCACCAUAGAAAUGAUCUUCACAUCAGUAAUUCAUCGUACAUAUAGUGUGGUGGAUAAUAGUAGCUUACAGUUCGGGGAAGAGGCGACAGGACAGGUCUUGUGCAUACCAUGAAUUGAUUUAGUACAGAGAAACUAUGACUAACUACAAUGAGGCGCUGGCUAGCUUUGACCGACCUGAAGAUCGUCUUGCAUCAAUUCAACAUGUAAAGUUGUGUGUUUUAAAACAUCUUCCGGAUUCUUGCCCUUGCCUUCUUUCUGAAAAACUCUUUCACCGCGUUUGGUGCAUCCUUCGCCGAGAAGUUAUGUAGGUACUUGUCUUUCUUAUCGCCAGUAGGACCAAGAACAAACAACAGGGAAAAACCGUCCAGAGCAGGAAGUUGAACAAGUCAGUUGGAAGUUGGGCCUAGGUAGUGGGGAAUGAAUAUUAGGGUCGUCUCGGCGACUCGUGCAUCCAAG